Molecule: messenger RNA, 1289 nt
Organism: Cannabis sativa
Lineage: Eukaryota; Viridiplantae; Streptophyta; Magnoliopsida; Rosales; Cannabaceae
Exons: 5
Coding region: 208-1065 (285 amino acids)
Biological process (GO): mRNA splicing, via spliceosome
Cellular component (GO): U12-type spliceosomal complex
Source: RefSeq, a predicted model, not a curated record
AUAAAAAUGUUGUGUAUGUAUAAUAAAUAGUGUUUUGUGUUGUUAAGGAAAAGGGAAUUGCCUCCGACACAAGCUGAAAAAAGAGGUUGGAAGCUCCUUCUUCACAUCAUCAAAACCCCAAAUGGUAUACGUGUUCUUCUCUCCUAGGAAUCUAUCUCUGUGUUCCUUUCUAUAAGAUAGCAAUGAGUUUCAGGGCAUAUAUCAGCCAUGGCUCAUCAUCACAAACAUGAAGACUUUGCACCUCGGCUUUCUCAAGAAAAGCCUAGGCGCUCUCUUGGGUUGCCAUUGUCACCAUUGAUGCUUAUGGAUAGCCUUUCUCGAAAGAGUAGUGUUUCUUAUGAUAAGCUUCCAGAGGAGCCUCUCAAGCUCUCUGUUCUCAAACUUGAUGGCUCUUCCUUUGAUGUUCAAGUUACAAGAUCAUCCACUGUUGCUGAACUUAAAAAGGCGGUAGAGGCAGUCUUCAGUCACCUGCCUCAGAAAGGACCAGAAAAGAUCUCAUGGCCGCACAUAUGGGGACAUUUUUGCUUGUGCUACAAUGGUCGAAAGCUAAUCUUAGAUACAGAUCAAGUCAAAAAUCAUGGCAUCAAAGAUGGUGAUCAGCUUCAUUUUGUGCGGCAUGUCUCAAUCAGCUAUAAUCUCGUGAAGAAGAGACCUAAUAAGAAAGGAUAUGUUACUUCAAAGCAGACAAAUAAAACGCAGUCGCCAUCGAGUAGCUGUGGCGAGGAAGAACAAAGUGAGCAAGAACAGCAGUACAUGUACGAGCACAAGGUGCAGCAGUGUAGUGAUGAAGGUUGUUUCAUGGGACAUCAUGAAACCAGGCUGAGUCGCUUGUUUGGAGAGUGGUUCUCGCAUUGCAAGUGCAGCAACACAUCAACAACAACAUCCUCAGUUGGGAAAAAAAGGAGGCUCAAUAUUAUGGAGGGCUUGGUCUCCCCUGCUUCAAGACUCACAUCUGGUUUUAUGGCAAGUUUCAAGAAAGUUAUACAACGUUGCGGUGAAAAAUGCUAUCCCCUGAGGAGGAGGAGGACUCUUUCCUCAAACUCAAAGAGAUAUUUAGUCAAAUAAUAAUUAACUUGGUUGAGAUUGAGAGACACCAUUUUGUCUGUGUUUACUUAAAUUCGUCUGUUUCUGUUUCUGUUCUGUUCUUCAAUCUUGAUGAUGUUAUAGUAGUUUUCAUGGCACACCCACCCUACUCCAACUAAGUCUUGUUGCUUAAGAAGAAAAAAGAGAAUAAUGAUACUGAAUGCUUGCUUAUUAUUCGUAUUUAUGAACUAUUAAUUUUUAUCUCA